ACAAAUGGAGGCCAUCGAGAAGAGGGAAGUGUUAGCAGCGGUACGAAAAAUGAACACACCAUAGCAGGCCAGAAAGCGGUAGAAAACAAUCCACAUGUUGGUGGGGUACCUGAAAAAGCAGCUGGUGAUAUUACUGGUAAUCCUGAUUCUGCACGUGGAGAGACUGGAGUUGCUGCUGUUGAUGUUGAAACUACUUCUCCAACACGUGAGACUGGUCCACGUACAACUGAAAAUAUUAAUCCCCAGAUUGAAGGAGGAGAAGCGUUGGGCCCUAAGGCACAGAAUGAGGAUGACUCUUUAGCUGCUGGUCACGGGAAUGAGAGACACUUAACUGCAGAGGGACAAGAUGAGAAAUUGGAAACCCCACCACAAGGAAGGGAUGAUAGGAGUACAGGGAGAACUACAACAUCUUCUACCAAUGAAGUGAGCAGUACAGGAACUGCGGACAAUAACGGGAAUCAACACACAGAAGAAGGAGAUAAUGGUGUUCAGUCUANCAGCAGCAGCAGUAUCAGCAGUUCUGUGUGGGUGCGUGUACCACUACUGAUUGUGGUUACACUGGCCUGUAUUCUUGUAUGCUGA
Trypanosoma theileri is the source of this 582-nucleotide messenger RNA. RefSeq lists its product as uncharacterized. The annotation marks the transcript as partial. The record is from RefSeq and is a predicted model, not a curated record. The transcript has a single exon. NCBI's taxonomy places the organism in Eukaryota, Euglenozoa, Kinetoplastea, Trypanosomatida, Trypanosomatidae.